Cydia strobilella is the source of this 4284-nucleotide messenger RNA. RefSeq lists its product as uncharacterized. The record is from RefSeq and is a predicted model, not a curated record. Lineage: Eukaryota; Metazoa; Arthropoda; Insecta; Lepidoptera; Tortricidae. The transcript is spliced from 2 exons. Gene Ontology annotation, biological process: DNA integration. The coding region runs from base 275 to 3640 and encodes 1121 amino acids. Gene Ontology annotation, molecular function: nucleic acid binding.
AAACUGCAGGGCCAGUACAUGUCGAGUAUGUAAGGGCAAGCAUCAUACGUUACUACACAAACCAAAUACCAACACUCAUGUAGGUAGUAACCCCGUACCAACGCGAUUACCAAUAUCAACGUUAAUCGACGAACAACCGAGUUCUAGUCAAAUCGAGACUACCUUGUCGAAUAACACUUUAAUCGAAAAACAAAUAAACAAUGCGCGAAAUAGGUCAGUUUUCCUUACAACAGCCCAAGUGCUCGUUAGGGAUAAGCAUAACAAUGUGCAUAAAAUGAAGGCAUUUUUAGACAAUGGCUCGCAAGAAAAUUUCAUUACCGAAAACGCGGCCAAAAAGUUACAAUUAAACAAGGAACAACUUGCCUUAAAUGUCAUAGGUUUCAAUGAAAAAGUGUCUAGCCUUUUAGAAUCGUGUGACGUAACAUUGCAUUCCUUAGACGGAACCUUUACAACGAAUUUGUCCUGUUUUAUUACGCCUAUAAUUUGUACUACCAACAUUUUAAUACCAAACGUGCAACGUUGGCACAUUCCGUCGCGUUAUAAAUUAGCUGAUGACGAGUUUAACUUAGCUCAAGAUGUAGAUUUGCUUAUCGGUGGGGAGAUAUUCUUUGAUUUACUUCUUACCGGUAAAUACAAGCUCGGGCCCGGAUUACCGGUUCUGAGACGCUCGCGAUUAGGAUGGAUAGUCACGGGUUCCGUACAAAAAAAAACCGAGUCUGCCAUUCAAUGUAAAGUUACAGUAGAAACUCAAUUAAAAAAGUUUUGGGAAAUAGAGGAGGGUUCCGCACCAAAUUUACCCUAUGAUGAAAAACAAUGUGAGGAUAUAUUUCUGAAAACUCACACUCACAACUCUGAGGGUAAUUUCGAAAUAGAACUUCCAUUAAAGCAGCCACCUACCAAGUUAGGUCAAUCUAGGCACAUAGCAUAUCGGAGGUUCAAAACAUUAGAAUCCAAGUUCGAGCGGAACCCCGAAUUUAAAGAUAAAUAUGUGAAUUUCAUGCGCGAGUUCGAACAAGCUGGCCAUAUGAUUCAAUUACAAGAUAAUUAUGAUGGCCCAUGUAAUUUUCUACCCCACCAAGCUGUUUUUCGCGACUCCCCCUCAACCCCUAUUCGAAUUGUUUUCGACUGCUCAUGCAGAACUGAUAACGGCAUUUCUUUGAAUGAUAUCCAAUACAAAGGCUCAAUAAUACAGGACGAACUCAUAAAUAUACUUCUACGAUUCCGAAAAUACCAAUAUGUUAUUAACGCUGACAUACAAAAAAUGUACAGAUGUAUUUAUGUUAAACCAAAUCAACAAUACCUACAAUGCAUAUUUUGGCGGGAAAAUACUCACCAACGACUCCAAAUUUAUAUGCUGACCACAUUAAGUUUCGGCUUAAAGUCAGCACCACAUAUUGCAACCAGAUGUUUGUUACAAUUGUCAAACGAAAACCAACACACAUUUCCAGCAGCUGCAGAGGCCAUAGCGAACCAGUUCUACAUGGACGAUUUUAUCGCCGGCGGCGACGACGAGAAUCAGGUAGCUGAAACUGCAUCACAGGUGAACGAGAUCCUGCGGGGAGCCAACUUCACGCUGCGGAAAUGGAAGUCCAAUUCCGAAGUCAUCAUAAAACGGGUGAGCGAAACACACACACACCAAAACACACACACAACCGAAUUUGGAGAUAAAACACAUAAGGUCCUGGGUUUAGCGUGGUCUAGUGACUCAGAUGAGCUUAUGUAUACCAUUAAAGAAAACCAAAUUUCACACCCAAUCACCAAAAGAAAGGUACUAGGGGUAAUUUCGUCCAUUUUCGACCCCCUAGGCUUGACGGGACCAGUAAUUGUAGUAGCCAAAAUAUUUAUUCAAAAAUUAUUUAAGGCUCAAUUAGAUUGGGAUACCGAAUUAACACAAGACUUGAUCCAAGAAUGGAACACAUUCUAUCGAGACUUGUUUUUAUUAAACCAAUUGAAAAUUUCGAGAUGUACAGUCAUACCCAAUUAUGUAACGAUACAAAUUCAUGGGUUCUGUGACAGUAGUAUUAAAGCCUAUGGCGCUGCCAUCUAUAUACGAUCAAGCGAUAGAGUAGGAAACGUACAAGUUCACCUACUUUACUCAAAAUCAAAAAUAAGUCCAAUACAACCCCAAACUAUUCCAAAUUUGGAACUUUGUUCCAGUUUACUGCUCGCGACACAUGUCGACAAAAUAAAACGAGCAUUAAAAUGUGACGUUUCCGGAAUCAACCUGUGGUCAGAUUCAAAAAUAACAUUAUGUUGGAUAAAAAAUAGUAACCCUAAAUUAACUUGUUUUGUUAGUAACAGAGUCACAAAAGUAUUAUCACUUACAAACAAGCACGAGUGGUCAUGGGUCCGCUCGGAGGAUAACCCCGCCGACCUUUUGUCCCGAGGGGUAGCACCAGGCAAGCUGGAAACCAACCAGUUAUGGUGGUCUGGGCCGGCGUGGUUGACCCAAAGUCCGGACACAUGGCCGACCCACGAUUCUGAGUCACUAAAUCAUGCACCCGAGGCCGAGAGCGACGUAAACAUAACUCUCACCUUGGCUAUUAGCACAGAAUCUAACGACACGAUACAAUAUCUUUUCCACAGGUGGUCAAGCGAUAAAACACUUAUUCAUGUAUUAGCAUACAUACUUCGAUUUAUAUAUAAUACAAAAAAUAAAACUCGAACAAUUAAUCCAAAUAAUAAAUUAUCAGGACCAUUGUCCGUAGAAGAAUUAAAAAAAUCGGAUCACGCAUUAAUUAGACAUGCACAAAUGGAAUCAUUCCCACACGAAUAUAAAUUAUUGCAAAACAAUAAACCGGUUCUUAACAAAUCAAAAAUAUUAUCUUUACACCCAUUCAUGAAGGACGGACUCGUUCGCGUAGGCGGACGAAUCGGUCUUUCGCAUUAUGCAUAUGAAAAAAAACAUCCUUUAAUAUUAAGUCACGAGCACGCGCUUACCAAACUACUGAUGGCAAACGCACAUAUACGUACUCUGCACGCUGGCCCUCAGUUAUUACUUUCAACUAUUCGCGAGCGCAUCUGGCCAACAAAAGGUAGGAUGUUAGCCUCGAAAAUUGUAAAUAAAUGCGUUCCGUGUUUUAGAGCAAAUCCAAAGACUACUAACCCUAUAAUGGGAAACUUACCCCCCUCAAGGGUAAAUCCUUCCCCCCCCUUUGCUAUCACGGGUAUCGAUUAUGGAGGACCUUAUAACAUUAGAGAUAGGACAGGACGUGGUUACAAGGUCUCUAAGUGCUAUAUAGCAGUGUUUAUUUGUUUUGCAACAAAGGCAAUUCAUCUCGAAUUAAUUACAGGGCUCGAGUCAGCCAAUUUCCUGGCGGCGCUGCGACGAUUCAUCGCCAGGAGAGGUAAACCGAAGGAGUUGGACUUCUGGCGGCGCUGGUCACGUGACUACAUCGGAACGCUGCAGGAACGCACGAAGUGGAGGAGCGCGCGCGGCCCAAGCCUCGCAGUCGACACCGUCGUCCUGGUACGAGACGAGCGUCUGCCGCCCUGCCGGUGGAGGCUGGGCAAGAUCGUCGCGACGCAGCCGGGCCGGGAUGGCGUCACCAGGGUGGCCGUCAUCCGAACCGCCAGAGGGGACAUCCAACGCGCGUUCAAUAACAUUUGUCCAUUACCUACUUCGGGUGAAGUCAUAUAAGUAGUAAAUACCUACCAACAGUACCAACCUAAUGUAAAGUUCAAAUAAUUAUAACUAAGUGUCAAAUAAGUAUAAUUAAGUACCUAAAUUACCUUACUUACCUAGUACCUAUGUACAUAAUUAGAAUACCUACUCCCUAUUUAAAAUAAAAAUCAUUUCCUAUUGUUGUUUCAUUUAUAAGAAUGGGCACAGAUCUAAUUAAAAUUUAAGUAAUUACCUAACUAUAACUCGUAACAAAGAACUCUGCCCAUCCUUACUGAUAGGUAAAAUGUAUAAAGCCUAUUCUUUGAAAUACCUAAUGUUACUCAUAAAACAUUAACUAUUUCAAGGGGUGGCAAAAUGUUAAGACCUAUCUUAACAAGUAGCAGAUAAGUAGGUAUUAGCAUACCUAAGUACCUACUUACCUAAUCUAGACAGAUUAAGUCUCUCAAUCGUCCUAUGAUAUGUAAAGGUGACAUCUACCGAAACUAUUGUGUACUAGUUUAAGUGCUCAAUAAGCUGUUAGCUAUGUCAAUGUAUGUAAUAGUUCCUAACCAAUCCGUAGUGUCAUAGUGUGGCGCUGUACUUUACUAUAUAAGCUUCUACAUGUAUGUAGAUAAGCCCACUUUUUCUAACCAGCCUUCUGUAAAACAUUAAAUUAAGAU